AACUGCAAGAGGGAAGUGUGUGAGGACGGAGAAUAGGGCAUGGAGAUUUGAGGAGGAUUUAUGACUGGUUCAUGCCUUGCAUUUCUCCUCUCCUCUACAUCAAGUGUCUUUGCCCAUUCAACACAAGCGCUGCGAUUGCCUGAGUAGAGCUCACACUGACACAGCGCUCACCAAGUUUGAUUGUGUUUUUGGUGGCCGCAUGAAAAACUCGAUAAGGUUUGCUCGCCCCUCGCUUUAGAUCUAAAAGCCGAAGACGGUCCCCUCUCCUCCCGUCAUAGUCCUUCAGCACGUAACCUGCUUCUGAGGAAGCUGACACCGUCCCCCUCCUCCCUAUAUCUAACGAGGAUGGGACACAGAGCGUGGAGUAUUUGAGGGUGAUUUUCGCCAGCUUGAGCCUGCGCCCCUCCUCUUCUCCAUAUACAGCAGCCUUACCUGUUCCGUGGCAAUUGACGGCUCUGGCACACUGCAUUCGUUCACAGUGGUUUAUGUCAGGGAUACUUUGUCACUGGGCUACAUUAGUGGACAUGUAUUAGUGGCAGCCUUACCUGUUCCGUGGCGAUUGACGGCUCUGGCAUGCUGCAUUCGUUCACAGUGGUUUAUGUCAGGGAUACUUUGUCACUGGUGGACAUGUAUGCGCUCAGGUUAGACGUUUACCGUUUACCGUAGUGUUCACCAUGCUGGCGUGCCUCAGAGUUUCGCUGCCCGUGCCAUUCUUCCAGAACAGCGUAUUAUGGCUCCCUAUUCAGUGAGAGUUCAAGUCUCUGGCACUGUCGCCUUGCUGUGCUUAUUAAACACGCUUCCUGUUAACCCCCUCCAUUGCGAGCCGGGAACAGAGUGUGUCAUUUCCUCUGUAACGCAGGAUGGUUCGGCCUGUUUUGACUAUGGUUGGCAACAUGCCAGGAGACGGCCUUGUUAGGUGCCUCCAUGUCACCUAAUAGCCAUCUCGCUUUCCCCGCCGCUACGAGCUGGGAACGAGUUAGUGUCUUGACACAGAUAAUUUAAAUGCCUGUUUGAACUGUUGUUGACGCUGUGCUGCAAUGCAGAGAUUUUAAAUGCCUCAAUAUCGCCUAAUAGCCCUCUCACUUUCCCUGCUGUUGUGAGUCGGAUAUGAGGUUCUGCUACGUGCUCGAGCGCGACUACUUGCUACGAUUCCCAAGGCUGCCACCUUGUUUCAGCCGUUAUGUCCUCCACUGUAACAGAUAUUAAAUCUCCUCACAAAACACACGAUAGAGAUGGCAUCAGCGGACAAUGCCCACAGCGGAUUCCACAGCCGUUAUUUUCUAGUCACCAAGAAGGACAGAGGAUUACAUCCCAUUUUGGAUCUGAGAUGCUUGAACCGAACACUCAUGAAGUUUCCGUUCAAAAUAAUUACUCAGAAACAAAUUAUGUCUCACGUUUGUCCUAUGGACUGGUUUGUAUCGAUCAAUCUGAAAGAUGGUUACUUUCACAUACCCUUAGCCCCUCAUAACAGGCCAUUCUUGAGAUUUGCCUUUGAGGGGACUGCUUACCAGUUCAAAGUCCUGCCUUUUGGCUUAUCCCUGGGUCCUCGCACAUUCCCGAAAUGUGUCGAUGCGGCGCUCGCUCCGCUGAGGCUGAGCGACAUUUGCGUUUUGAAUUACCUCGAUGAUUGGUUGCUCUUAGCAGACCUCUUGUUCAGAGGAACACGCUUGCAAACACAGAGACCUGUUUGGGAUUGAAAGUCAAUUUGUCAAAGAGUAUGUUAAUGCCCAGCCAUCAGAUUUCAUUCCUGGGCAUGAAUCUCAACUAAUGUCUCCUACACACUACACGACUUUCAGAGAUGUCGGAUUGUGGUACCGUUCAUAUUACACAACUGUCUGUCUUGUCAUGGAAGUCGUAGGGUUUUCAAAUUACAUGAGGAAUCGGCGACAGGGAUGAACACAUUACAAAACAUUUCACUAUUGACGAAUCUCCGACGACUCUGCCUGGACUCCAAAUUAUGCUUCACAACAGAGUACACGCGAGAAGUAAUAUGAGAUACGAAAACAAAUUCAUGAUCAUAUGUUAUGCAUUUCAGAAUAUGAUGUGUAUGUUUUUAAUCGCCUUCACAUAAUGUGUAAAGGCAUCAUAUAUUUUAUUGGUUACAAUAUGAAAUCUACCUAUUUGCUUACCUGACUGUCCAAGAGAAUUGGCAAUUUCUGUCCAACUCUUCUCUUUCUCCAGCCGGUUGUGAUACAGUUCAGAGGAAACAUCAAAUAGGCACCGGUGCUCCUGCCAAUGUUCCACUAAUUUUUCUUCCAUUUCUUCGGUCCAGUGAGACUUUCUUGAUACCGCAGCCAUGCUAGUUGAUGUUCUGUUGCAGGUACAUCAGGACUCCUCCCACUGAAACUUCCCGUGCCCCGUUUUUUGCUCUCUCAUUGACUGUAGGUCAAUGCUGCAGUUGUAUUCAGGCAAAACACAUUUCACAUUGCACGAUUUGGAAUCGCAGACAGGUCCAGAUAUUUAACAUGCUAGAUAUCUCGCUGACAUCGGCAACGCGUUGGCACCUCUCUCAGAUCGCGUCUUUGAUAAUUCAUACAUUUCGUUCGUCGCUCAUGGGAGCGAGCUCUGAUUUGCCUAUGAUUUCUGGCUUUUGUCGGCGAUCUCCACAAAACUGUCGGCGAGUGAAAAUCGGUCCUAAAAUCGUGUAGUGUAAACUCGGCAUAAGUCUCUAUGAUGCCGCGCUUGACAGAAGAAUGCUUUCAUUCCACUCACCGGUGUUUGAACAUAUUCAAGCUGGGAAAAACGUUUCCAUUUAAGCUUUCUCAACAAGCCCUGGACCUCAUGGCCUCUGCAACAGCGGUCACCCCACUGAGAUUACUGCAGAUGAGACUACUUCAGUGCUGGCUCAGACUGAAAGUACCCCAAUAUUCAUGGCGACAUGGCCGCUUAUGUCUUGUGGUAACACCACUGUCUAGCUGCGUUAACCAUUUGAAAAACGCCCACAUUCUAUCAAACGAGCAUGGCACUUGGACAAGUGUCCAGAUACAAAGUGGUCAAGACGGAUGCAGGAGAAGUGAAUAACAUUUAUUAUCUCAUUACAAUGGCACCUGUCAAGGGGUGGGAUAUAUUAGGCAGCGAGUGAACUGUCAGUUCUUGAAUUUCAUGUGUUGAAAGCUGGAAAAAUGGGCAAGAAUAAGGAUCUGAGCAACUUUGACAAGUGCCAAAUUGUGAUGGCUAGACGACUGGGUCAGAGCAUCUCCAAAACGUCAGGUCUUUUGGGGUGUUCUCGGUAUGCAGUUGUUAGUACCUACCAAAAGCGGUCCAAGGAAGGACAACCGGUGAAUCAGUGACAGGGUCAUGGGCGCCCAAGUCUCAUUGAUGUGCGUGAGGAGCGAAGGCUAGCCCGUCUGGUCCAAUCCCACAGAAGAGCUACUGUAGCACAAAUUGAUGAAAAACUUAAUUCUGGCCAUGAUAGAAAGGUGUUAGAACACAGAGUGCAUCUUAGCUUGCUGCGUAUGGGGCUGCUUAGCUGCAGACCGGUCAGAGUGCCCAUGCUGACCCCUGUCCACUGCCAAAAGUGCCUACAAUGGGCACGUGAGCAUCAGAACUGGACCAUGGAGCAAUGAAAGAUGGUGGCCUGGUCUGAUGAAUCAUGUUUUCUUUUAGAUCAUGUGGACGGCCGGGUGCAUGUACAUUGUUUACCUGGGGAAGAGAUGGCAGCAGGAUGCACCAUGGGAAGAAGACAGGCCGGCGGAGGCAGUGUGAUGCUCUGAGCAAUGUUCUGUGCUGCAACAAGAUCAACAAUUCUGAUCCAUGGAGGCCCCACCUCGCAACUUACAGAACUUAAAGGAUAUGCUGCUAACAUCUUGGUGCCAAAUACCACAAGACACCUUCAGAGGUCUUGUGGAGUCCAUGCCUCUACGGGUCAGAGCUGUUUUGGCGGCACGAAGGAGACCUACACGGAGCGGUUCAAGAGAGAGGAUUCUAAAGCACAUCCAGCUAUUUGUCUUCCUCUGGUGGACAAUCUACUGAAGGACAACACAGAUGGCUGUGCACUGUCUGCACUGCUUCACUUUUACUGUCCUGACUCAGUACCACUAGAAGAUAUCUGUGUGAAAGAAACAAUGUCAUUGGCUGACAGUCUGUACAAUCUUCAGCUGAUCCAGGAGUUCUGCAGAGAAAAUUUCAACAACUGCUGUCACUUCACCCGGGAGGAUAUGCUCUAUGCCUCCAGCACCAUUAAGAAUAACUACCUUGUGUUUAUGGCUGAGCUGUUCUGGUGGUGUGAAGUUGUGAAACCGUCUUUUGUUCAGCCCCGCACAGUCAACACCAAAGUUUCCGACCCAUCCCAAUCCAAUAAAAUGGCACCCAUAACCAAACAAAACCUGAUCCACAGACCAGGCAGUCCAGACCAGUCUAGGUCACAACCUAAAAAUGACAACUCAGCAGAUAUCAGGCAAUCAUCCUCCAUGUCGUAUGUGGAUGGGUGUGUGGGUACAUGGCCAAAAGAGAAACGGUCUUCAGCUCAUGGGAUAUCAUUUGAGAUUCCUCUUGAUGACAACACAAGUCCAUCUUCAGGUUGUCGGCUCAGUCGAUCUGCGAGCACUGAAGGUUUGGGUUUUAAAGUUCACCACACGGCCAGAGGUAUGCGGAGGAACCUCUCAUUCCAGCCAGUUAAUGGAAACACCCACAGCAGAAUACAUGAGGAAGGUGAUGAGGAAUCCAACAGACAUCGCCAGGGAAACUACACUGGGUACUCAAAUGGUGUGUUGUCAGAUAAACCCAGCCCUCCCUAUGACCCUUGCCCUCAGCCUAGCACCCCUAGUAUAGAAGAAGCCCUGAAGAUUAUCCACGACUCGGAGCGACCCCACAGCAGCCUGCAGCCCCCAUCUGGGGACAGCGCCUUUUUCUUGCACAACCCAACAUCCCCCCCUGCUGUUGCUGACCCAAACAAUUCCGAGGACUCCCUCUACAAGGCCAGAGUAGAUGAUGCUGACCUGAAUUCCACCUCCACUGACAUGGAUACUGGAAUCCACGUCCGUACUGAAGACAUUCAAGAUGGACAAGAUGAGGAUUCAUCCUUGAAGGAUUACUCAGACAUGGACCAAGACUAUGAGGCUUGUUCCUGUCCACUUCCGGAGAAUGGCGGCAGUCCAUGCCCAAACCGUUUGGGAAUGCGGUCUCUGGCCACCAGUAUGGCCUCCUCAUUGGGUUCUGCAGUGCAUAUGACUAGCUUUGCCGAGCAGAAGUUCCGUAAACUGAUCCAGGGCGAUGGCCGCAGUAGUGGAAGUGGUGGUAAUACGCCUGAGAGCAGCGAGCUGAAUGUCACAAAUGUGGGAGCAACUGGUACAGCACGCUGUGUUACUCCGGAUGCACGGAGCCCCGCCGGGCUCACGUCACCCCGUGACCCCUCGCAUCUGCUGGCGUCAGAGAUGGUGCAGCUGAAGAUGAAGUUGGAGGAGAAACGCAGAGCUAUUGAGGCCCAGAAGAAGAAGGUAGAAGCUGCUUUCACACAUCACAGGCAGCGCAUGGGCAGGACAGCCUUCCUCAACGUGGUCAGACGUAAAGGAGUCGUGUCACCAGUAGGGGGUGACAACGAGGGCCCAGAUGGUCGGGAAAAGAGGACCAGUGGCCCUCAGCCCCAAAAGACACCAUCAAAUUCAAUUGACUCCAGUUCUACAAUGGAACGGUGUAGACCAGACGGUGCACCUCCAAAAUCACCCCUGGAGGAAGUCAGCUUGGAGGUAGACCUAGCGGAUUACACUCGAUCCAUUGAGCGUCUGAACACGUCUUUGAGCUUCCUGCAAACAGAGAUGCAGCGAUUAGCCCAGCAGCAAGAACGCAUCAUGCAAAUGCGUGACCAGCAGAGUUGGGUGAUCUCUCCGCCGGAUCCAUUGCCACGGAAACAGUUGCGUAGCAGCAGUGUGGUGGGCCGUGGCUCUGUGGGGUCACUCUCCCCCAUCAUGUCAUCCACAGGCUCCCCGCGCACAAUGCAACAUUCACCAUCGGCCAUAAAAAGGAAGUCUGCUUCCUUCCACGCAAGGACACCAAGAACGCCGAGGCCCAACGAACUGAAGGUCACCCCCUUCAGCCGCAUACUCAACACCCAGCAGUCGGUGGACAGCCUGCCUCGACUUAGACAAUUCUUGCCAAGCCAAACACAAACAAGCUCUUUUGCCUACCUGGGACAUGAUGAUGGACCUUCAAGUGAGUGCCACACAACUAAAGAGAAGCCACAAAAGCAAGAGUCCAAAGACAAGCCAUCCUCAGAUGCAAGCAUUCAGAACAAAACAGCUGCUGAUCUGCCAUAUGAUCAGAUAAAGGAGAAGCAAGGAAAAAAGAAAGAAGUACGAGGAGGCAUGAGACAUGAGGAAGACAAAAUCAUGAAUGUGCCGGAACCUGAGGUUUUGCCUCAGACAACAGCAGAACAUUUGGCGGCCACCAGAAACACAUAUGAAGCUGAGUCACAAGAGAAGAAGUAUCUGGUUGAGGUUCCACUCUCUGUGCUGAAGCCUCUGGAUGGACAUUACCUGGAGAGUAGCAAAGAAACAGAGACUGGACCAGAAUCCAGACCAGACCAGAAGAUGUGCUGUGGCUUCUUCUACAGGGAUGACCUAAAGGGUGAGGAUGAUAUUGCACAGAAGAAAGCAGCUCUGAUGGAUAAAAGGUUGCGGAGGGAGAGAGAGAUGCAGAACAAGAAACAGCAACAGGAGGCUGAGAUGGAACAGAAGAAAGAAGCAGCAAAACUACAAGCAGAAGAGGAACGUCAGAAGAAAGAGGAGGAGAAGGCAAGACGGGACUUUAUAAAAAAUGAGUAUAUGAGGAGGAAGCAGCUCAAACUGAUGGAAGACAUGGACAGUGUCAUUAGGCACCGCUCUUCAAGUGUCAAACAAAAAAAUCCACGUCCCAAAUCUAUGCACAGAGACAUUAUGGAGUCUCCAAAACCUCCAGCACCGACAGUCACAGUAUCACGGCAGCGUGGAUACUCCGUGUCCAGCUUGUCACUCGCCUCCCUUAACAUGGCUGACAAUGAGAGUGUCCAAUCUGAUAAGAGGACAUCCAGGCCAGAAUCUGCAGAGGGCUGUUUGUCACCAUGUCCAUCAGUAAGUGGUAAUGGGGAGAACUGGGAACUAGAAUCAACAACAUCAUCUGCGGCUUCCAACACAGAAUACACAGGGCCAAAGCUAUACAAGGAGCCCAGUGCUAAAUCAAAUAAAUAUAUCAUCCAGAAUGCACUGGCUCAUUGCUGCCUCGCAGGCCGAGUCAAUGAGGGACAGAAAAACAAGAUUCUGGAGGAAAUGGAGAAAACAGAAGCCAAUAACUUCCUCAUUCUGUUCCGGGACUCUGGCUGCCAGUUUCGCUCUCUGUACACAUAUUACCCAGAGGCGGAGGAGAUCAAUAAGCUGGCUGGCAUCGGUCCCAAGACUAUCACGCCCAAAAUGAUCGAGAACCUCUAUAAAUACAGCUCUGAUAAGAAACAGUUCAGCAAGAUCCCCGCUAAGACCAUGUCUGCGAGUGUGGACGCCAUCACCAUCUACAGCCACCUUUGGCAAAACAAGAAACAGAGCACGCCCAAAAAACUCCUCAAAUAAAGGGCAGAAUUCUCACCUCACUGGCAGUGAACUGCGAAGUGUUCCUGCCUAUCGGACCUUGGGAUGCACAACCAGAAUGUAACGAAAACACGGUGCAGGUUAUGUUUGAUGUUUAUCUGUGGUAAAUUUGAGAUCCUGUGUUCCACAAUACACACACAUUAUUCCUUGUGUGUGUUUGCAGCACUGAUUGACAUGCUUCUACAAACAUUUGAUUUCAAAUGUUACACUUUUGUGGUCUUGUGCUUGUCUUGUCGUGACUUUUUAUGCUAUGCUUACAGCGCAGUUACAGAAUUUAUAAGCAAGUCAUUGUAUUCUAUAAAGAUACACAACCUGCUUUUGUGAUUCCGGAAAUGCAAGUGUAAACCAAUAAUGGGGACACACUACACUUGAAGACCAACGUUUCUCUAAAUAAGUUAAAGAAGGUCAUGAAGAUAAAUAAGCAUUUAAUAUACUGGAUCCUCAGAAACUGUCUUUGUUUUAUGUAAUGUCUAAGUUUGUUGAUAUUUUGAAUAGGAUUCUUAAUGCUUGUUGCUCAUCAGCUGCUCCAGAGGAAUAUGUGUGUAAAAUUAGCAACAGUAAGAGUACUUUUCAAACUGACUCUUUCCACAAAAUGAAAACACUCAUGCUACUCUGUAUCUGUGAACUAAUGUAAUAAUGGGGCCUUCAACUGGUGAAGUUGAGGAUCAAAAAGAAACAUUUUGCAUUAGAAUUAUAUAUUAAAAAAAACAUUCCUAGAUACAGUAUAUUGCUAUUACUUGUAGUAUCACAAACCAAAAUAUCUGGGUACUGUAUGUUUGAAACAUACAUUUUAGGCAGUUCAGCUUAGCUGACUGUUUGAGUAGAGUACAUUUACAUAUGAAUAUAACAGAGGAAACAUUCUUGAAUAUCAUAUAAUGCUUUCAAAGAUAUGGUGCAUAUUGUUGCUAAAUGAUGUGGCAUUUUUAAUUAUGAACUGCAUUUUAAAGAGCUGGGACAUGGGACAGGCAGAGUCUUGUAACAUUUUGUCUUCUGGUGCAAAAGAAUUGAAAGAUAUUUGUUAUUUUUACUAAGUGAAAUAAAUCAUUGUUUGGAUUUAUUAAUGCUGUACAGAUAUAGUUUUACAUACUAAGCAUAUUUUUAAGCCAUUGAAUAUUGCGGAUAUUUUUCAUAUGAAAAAGAUGUUUAAAAGUAUGGGUCAGUUCCAUAGGAACUUAGGAAGGCCAAAGUGGUGAGAGCUGUUCUUUUCCACACGCUGUUUAAUCUUUUUUCCAGAUCAUGUCCGUUGUGGGGGGGUUUUUUCAUCAUACUCUGUCUGUUUGUAUAUGAAUGCUAACCUCAACAUAAAUACAGAUUUACAU
Molecule: messenger RNA, 8869 nt
Organism: Myxocyprinus asiaticus (Chinese sucker)
Lineage: Eukaryota; Metazoa; Chordata; Actinopteri; Cypriniformes; Catostomidae
Product: calmodulin-regulated spectrin-associated protein 2-like
Exons: 15
Coding region: 3717-7532 (1271 amino acids)
Biological process (GO): cytoplasmic microtubule organization; negative regulation of microtubule depolymerization; neuron projection development
Cellular component (GO): microtubule minus-end
Molecular function (GO): microtubule minus-end binding; calmodulin binding; spectrin binding
Source: RefSeq, a predicted model, not a curated record